ACCGCACUACAGAAGGAAGUAGACUCAAGUACCCGCCAACCAACCACACGUCGGGCGGUCGUCGACUACCUAGUGACGCAUGGUGCACAUGGGCCAGCUAAAUCUCACCAACUCAGAAAAAAAAAAAUUGGGGAGAAAACGUCUCCAUUUACCUUUAACAUUGACGACGGUGAAGACCACCUUUUGUCCGCCUCUUCAAGAGCUGUAGUGGUUUUCUCGGGAUCUGGAGGACUGAGCAGGUUGUACAGCGGGUGGGCCACACGAGAGAAGUUGGGCCCCUCACUGGCGCCAUCUCUGCCGGAUCCAUGUUUGACAAGAACACUUCAUAAGACAAUGAAUGGACGUAAACGUAAAGAGGCUCCUUCAGACUGGGGCUGCUUGGUGGCAAUAUGUUUCUUCGUCCUGGGCCUGGGAACGCUGCUGCCAUGGAAUUUCUUCAUGACCGCCAUAUUGUAUUUUGAAAGCCGCCUGAACACAACAGGCACACCAACUGAGGCGGACAACAGCACAGCGGAGGCGCCUAAAGAUUACUAUUUCAACAGCCUGAUGACCCUGCUGUCCCAGCUGCCCCUGCUGCUUUUCACCCUGCUCAACUCCAUCCUCUACCAGAGGAUAUCCGAGGCCAUGCGUAUAGGCGGCAGCCUGGUUUUCAUCCUGUUGCUUUUCAUCCUAACCACUGUGCUCGUGAAGGUGGAAAUGGACACUGACCGCUUCUUUUCCGUGACUAUGGCUACAAUUUGGUUCAUCAAUUCGUUUGGAGCCGUGUUGCAGGGAAGUCUAUUUGGCUUGGUUGGUAUGUUUCCCCAGAAGUACAGUUCCAUUUUCAUGAGUGGUCAAGGACUUGCCGGGACCUUUGCCGCCAUUGCCAUGUUGUUAUCCAUUGCCCGAAACGUCGACAUGACUUCUAUGGCUUUGGGUUACUUCGUCACACCCUGUGUGGGUACAUUGUUCACGCUCUUCUGCUACCUCCUCCUGCGCCGCCUGAAGUUUGCUGAAUAUUACCUGGACAAGAGCGACAAAUAUGAAGAGGACACCACAAACCAGCUGCUGACAUUUGAGAGUUCCGCAGUGGGGAAUGACAAGCUAAACGGCCACGCUAAUGGCUCGGUGGCCAGCAGCCCCAAAAAAGAUGGCGCCUUGCAGGAGGGCAAGGUGGACGUAGCCAAGCAGGCAUUCGUUUCUCUGGAGCAAGUGGAAAAGAACCAAGCUAAAUCCUCGGUCAUCGAGGUCUUUAAGAAGAUAUGGGUCAUGGCGUUCUGUGUGACAUUUGUGUUCACUGUCACUCUGUCGGUCUUUCCUGCCAUCACUGCAAAUGUCCAGACGAUGUACACAGGAGAUUGGGAGCGCUACUUCAUCUGUGUCUGCUGUUUCCUGACCUUUAACCUCAACGACUGGCUUGGCCGGACCAUUACCACUUGCGUGCGCUGGCCUCGCAAAGAGUCCCGUCUUUUCCCGCUGCUGGUGGUCUCACGCGUGGUCUUCAUUCCUCUGCUGUUGCUCUGCAACAUCCAGAUCUCAAACGUCAGACAUCUGCCCGUCCUCUUCUACCACGACGCCGCUUUCACUAUCAUCAUGGCGCUGUUCUCGCUCUCCAGCGGUUACUUUGUGUGCUUGUCCAUGUCCUACGCGCCGCAGAUGGUGGAGGGCAAGGAUGCGGAGACUGCUGGGGCCCUGAUGACCUUCUUCUUGGCGUUGGGUCUCUCCAUCGGUGCCUUGCUGUCCUUCCCGCUCCGCAUUCUAGUGUAGUUUAAACACACACUUUAGUGCUGGCAAUAAUAAGGAACAAAACAGUUUGCUAUUGCACAGGUUAGUUUUCUUAUUCGUGCUGUAUUUCCGUUAGUCCUAAUGCAUUUGUAACUUAAAUGUAGUUUUAUGCAGCUCAUUAUGAAUGCAGGGGAAUUUUAUUUUUGCUUUGAUUUUAAUGCUUAGUUGGAAUUUAAUUAGACAUGGUUUUACAGUCUCUUUCUACAAACCCCGUUUCCAUAUGAAUUGGGAAAUUGUGUUUGAUGUAAAUAUAAACGGAAUACAAUGAUUUGCAAAUCAUUUUCAACCCAUAUUCAGUUGAAUAUGCUACAAACACAACAUAUUUGAUGUUCAAACUGAUAAAAAAAAAAAAUUGUUGCAUAUAAUCAUUAACUUUAGAAUUUAAUGCCAGCCACACUUGACAAAGAAGUUGGGAAAGGUGGCAAUAAAUACUGAUAAAGUUGAGGAAUACUCAUCAAACACUUAUUUGGAACAUCCCACACGUGUGCAGGGUAAUUGGGAACAGGUGGGUGUCAUGAUUGGAUAUAAAAACAGCUUCCCAAAAAAUGCUCAGUCUUUCACAAGAAAGGAUGGGGCGAGGUGCACCCCUUUGUCCAAAACUGCGUGAGCAAAUAGUCAAACAGUCUAAAAACAUUUCUCUAAUUGUAAUUGCAAGAAACUUCGUGAUUUCAACAUCUACGGUCCAUAUCAUCAUCAAAGGGUUUAGAGAAUCUGGAGAAAUCACUGCACGUAUUGGGCAUUGCCGGAAACCAACAUUGAAUGACCGUGACCUUCGAUCCCUCAAACGGCACUGUAUCAAAAACCGACAUCAAUCUCUAAAGGAUAUCACCACAUGGGCUCAGGAACACUUUAGAAAACCACUGUUACUAGAUACAGUUCGUCACUACAUCUGUAAGUGCAAGUUAAAGCUCUACUAUGCAAAGUGAAAGUCAUUUAUCAACAACAUCCAGAAACGCCGCCGGCUUCUCUGGGCCCGAGAUCAUCUAAGAUGGACUGAUGCAAAGUGGAAAAAUGUUCUGUGGUCUGAUGAGUCCACAUUUCAAAUUGUUUUUGGAAAUAUUCGACAUCGUGUCAUCCGGACCAAAGGGGAAGCGAACCACUCAGACUGUUAUUGACGCAAAGUUCAAAAGCCAGCAUCUGUGAUGGUAUGGGGGUGCAUUAGUGCCCAAGGCAUGGGUAACUUACACAUCUGUGAGGGCACCAUUAAUGCUGAAAGGUACAUACAGGUUUUGGAACAUUUGCUGCCAUCUAAGCGCCGUCUUUUUCAUGGACGCCCCUGCUUAUUUCAGCAAGACAAUGCCAAACCACAUUCAGCACGUGUUACAACAGCGUGGUGGCUUCGUGAAAAAAGAGUGCGCGUACUUUCCAGACCUGUCUCCCAUCGAAAAUGUUUGGCGCAUUAUGAAGGGUAAACGACUGUUGAACGACUGCAGCUCUACAUAAAACGAAAAUGGGAAAGAAUUCCACUUUCAAAGCUUCAACAAUUAGUUUCCUCAGUUUCCAAACGUUUGAGUGUUGUUAAAAGAAAAUGUGAUGUAAAACAGUGGUGAAGAUGCCCUUUCCCAACUACUUUGGCACGUGUUGCAGCCAUGAAAUUCUAAGUUAAUUAUGUGCAAAAAAAAAAGUUUAUGAGUUUGAACAUCAAAAUCUUGUCUUUGUAGUGCAUUCAACUGAAUAUGGGUUGAAAAGGAUUUGCAAAUCAUUGUAUUCCGUUUAUAUUUACAUCUAACACAAUUUCCCAACUCAUAUGGAAAUGGGGUUUGUACUUAAUAUGAAGAAAACAUCCAUCUUUUGUAGCGCUUAUCCUCAUUAGGAUCACGGGGUAAGUUGAAGCCUAUCCCAGAUUACUUUUUGAGAGAUCGGGUACACCCAAGACUGGUCACCAGUACAAACACAGAGCACUUACAAUCAUUCAUACUGACAAUUUAGAGCAGGGGUCCUCGAACUUUUGGACUCGGUGGGCCGCAUUGGGUUAAAAAAAAUCGGCCGGGCUGUAUAGACUAUAAUAUAUAUAUAUAUAUAUAUAUACAUAUAUAUACAUAUAUAUAUAUGUAUGUGUAUGUAUGUAUGUAUAUAUGUGUGUGUGUAUAUAUAUAGAUGUAUUUGUGUAUGUAUACAUGUAUAUGUAUGUAUAUGUGUAUAUGUAUGUAUAUGUGUAUAUGUGUAUAUAUACAUAUGUAU
Messenger RNA from Nerophis ophidion (straightnose pipefish), 3945 nucleotides. RefSeq names its product equilibrative nucleoside transporter 2. Gene Ontology annotation, cellular component: plasma membrane; basolateral plasma membrane. Lineage: Eukaryota; Metazoa; Chordata; Actinopteri; Syngnathiformes; Syngnathidae. The record is from RefSeq and is a predicted model, not a curated record. Gene Ontology annotation, biological process: nucleoside transmembrane transport; thymine transport; adenine transport. The transcript is spliced from 15 exons. Gene Ontology annotation, molecular function: nucleoside transmembrane transporter activity. Bases 334 to 1746 code for a protein of 470 amino acids.